CCUUCACGCAAGUAAAGCUAUAAGCAAGUAGCGUGUGUCCACCCAGCUGGACACAAAUGUCAGUCCAAGUUUGAAAACGUAAUUUUCGGAGCGCAAACCAACAGAGGGACUGAACGAAGCCAGCACAACCACUAAGUCCAGCAGAUAGGAGCGGACUGAAGUCCAGCACCUUGCAUUCCGUUGUGGUGCGAGCUACAGCAGUGUCAUCUGUUCUACACGUCCUUUUGUCGUCUCGCUCUUGCUCGCGUUCGGCCCUGUAUAUUUCUACCCGGCCGCAGAAGCCAAGCACCAUGUUCACGGAGGUGCUGGUUGCCCUGGCGAUCGGGGGGCUGAUCCUCUUCCUGGUUCGGAGGAGCAGGACCCAGGCGCUGAAGACGGAGGAUGGCUGGUGGGGGGCCGGCCUGCCCCCUGGCAGUGGGGAGGACAUCACCGUCCGCCCCUUUCAAGUCGCCACCAGCGACGAGGAGCUGGAGGACCUAUACAGGCGGAUAGACCAGACUCGCCCCGUCCCCUCCCUGGAGGAUAGCCAGUUUAAUUACGGCUUCAACUCCCAGUCCCUACAUAAGGUGGUCUCCUACUGGAGAAAUGACUUUGACUGGAGGAGGCAUGUUGACAAGCUCAACCGGUACCCCCACUUCAAAACCAACAUCGAAGGCAUUGAUAUCCAUUACCUGCAUGUGAAGCCCAAAAAGGUGCCAGAGGGAUCUGCUGCUGUUCCUCUGAUAAUGGUCCAUGGCUGGCCCGGUUCCUUCUAUGAGUUCUAUGGACUGAUCCCUCUGCUGACGGAACCGUCGGACCCACAGGAUCUUGUGUUUGAGGUGGUGUGCCCCUCCAUACCGGGGUACGGUUUUUCGGAAGCGCCGCAUAAGAAAGGUUUUGAUUCAGUUUGUGCGGCACACAUCUUCCACAAACUGAUGAAACGCCUGGGCUUCCAGAAGUUCUACGCUCACGGAGGAGACUGGGGCUGGCUGGUUACGACCAACAUGGCUCAGCUGGAGCCCGGGAUAGUCAAAGGCUUGCAUGUGAACUUUGCCCCGCCGUCCAAACCAGGCCUGCCCAUGGCUUUAUCCAUCAUGCUCGGCCGUCGAUUCCCGAAGAUGUUUGGCUUCUCUGACAUGGAUGUUCAGCGUCUCUUUCCCUGCAUGGAGAAACUGGUGGUAGAGUCCAUCAAGGAGUCUGGCUACAUGCACAUCCAGGCCACCAAGCCUGACACUGUGGGCCGAGGACUGAACGACUCCCCAGUGGGUCUGGCUGCCUACAUUCUGGAGAAGUUCUCGACAUGGACUAGCCGCGACUUCAGGAACCUGGAGGACGGAGGACUCACCAGGAAGUUCUCCCUGGAUGACCUGCUGACUAAUGUGAUGAUCUACUGGACCUCUGGCUGCAUCGUCCCCUCCAUGAGGUUCUACAAGGAGAACUUUGGCAAAGGCCUCAACCAGCCUCACUCUAAGAUUCCUGUGUACGUCCCCACUGGGUUCGCCUGCUUCCCCAACGAGCUGAUCCACACUCCUAAACUCUGGGUGGAGCAGAAGUACCGCAAGCUCGUGACGUUCACGCCCAUGGCCCACGGUGGCCAUUUUGCAGCCAUGGAGGAGCCCCAGCUGAUGGCCGAGGACAUUCAGAACUUCACUAAAACGGUGGAAAAGAAGAAGAAAGAGUAGUCAAAGUACAGACAGACGGUAUUGUGGAGCAGAUGGCUGAAUUGCAUGAAUCUGGAAUACAGUGGUGAGCGCUAAGUAGAUGCGUCAUGAUUCGUGAUUGUGAAGUAGGCACUGUGUUCCUCCAUGAGCUGGAUUUUAUAAUAUAAUUAGCUCGAUCUAGUGGAAUUCCAAAUAAUACUUCUGUGUGAGUGAGCUGUGUUAUUAGUAUUAUAACCGUGACUAUAAGAUUAUAAUGUAUUUGUGGCAGUGGGGUGUGGUUAGACUCAGCUGUAGAGUGGGUGGAGCGGGGGGCGGGUGGCUCAGGGAACAUUGCCGGAAUGAUGUCUAAUCAGUCUCAGCUAGGGCUGAGGGUUAAUCAGCCUCAGCUGGGGUUAAUCUAUCUGUCUCUUCCUAAUAAAGAGCAGGAGGGACUGAGAGGCGAGAGGGAAGAGUGAGGAGCGUCACCGAGCCUGUAUUUGUGAUUGUUGAUAAUAAAAGCAUUUUGGAACUA
This is a messenger RNA of Cyclopterus lumpus (lumpfish), 2151 nucleotides long. It is a transcript of the gene ephx1, whose product is annotated as epoxide hydrolase 1, microsomal (xenobiotic). The transcript is spliced from 9 exons. Lineage: Eukaryota; Metazoa; Chordata; Actinopteri; Perciformes; Cyclopteridae. Gene Ontology annotation, biological process: epoxide metabolic process. Gene Ontology annotation, molecular function: epoxide hydrolase activity. Bases 291 to 1661 code for a protein of 456 amino acids. The record is from RefSeq and is a predicted model, not a curated record.